AUGGGCCCGUCAGCCGACACUAGUGCGCUGCCCUAUUCUCGGUGGACGGAGCUGAACUGCAUCGUGUGUAUAGUGGCUGCCGGCUUCGCGUUUGUGGCAGGCGUCAUUCUCUUUGUGCAUUACUUCUUCUGCCCCUUUUCGAACAUACUUCGCAGUGCAUUUAACGAUGUGUUCGUCGCUGUCGUGGUGGUGCAGGCAUUGCAGGCGCUUCAGUUGUUCGUGUUUUCUCUAAUGACAGUUGUGGAGGGCCGCCGCACCGCACAUGACAUCAGUGAAUGGGGCGGCGGUGGUACCUCGUCGCGUGGCAUGACGUAUGCAAUGUGUAACACGAACGCGUCACUUCACCAGUUUCUCGAUGCGUCAACACAGCUUCUGCAGACGGCUUUCUUCUUGGUUGUGGCCAAUAGCCGCCGCCUCACGUCGUUGGAGGAACUCGACGUGAGCGACGAUGAACGCGUCGUCCGCACGGGUGCGAGUGGGUUCCACGAAAGUGUGCUACUGGACGAUGAACGCGCGUAUAGCAGUAGUGGUCGGAGUUCUGCGUCGACGGCAGCGCGUCCAUGUGGUGCUGGUGACACUCAACCUAAGCGUCAUAAUAGGGAUAGCCAAGUGCAGCAGGAUCCGUCUUUGUGUUGCAGCUGUCUCUAUUCUUUGAAGAGACUCUGUAGGGGUGUCUUUCCCUGCUGCUGCUGCUGGGCCACUAAGUGGCGCGUUGCUACUACGUCUUUGUCUGCCCUUCACGGGCCGUUAGUGCCACCCAUCGUUGAAGAAGAUGUAGCUGUGGAAAGUGGACGCCACACCUUGCUGCGCGUCACGUGGAAAGUGUACCUUGCUGCCUUGCUGUACGCCUCUUGUUCACUGCUGCUGUGCUGGUUGGUGCUUGCCUACGUGCCAGGCCUCGUGGUGGCGCCGCGCGGUGGGGCAGAUCAUGGAGACAGCAGUAGUAGUGGCAGUUAUAGUAGUGGUAGUAUUAAUAAUGACGUGGAGCCACGCCGAACAGUGCACAACACAUUGUUCUUUACGCAGGAGUUUGCAUGGUGCUGGAUUCCAAGUGGAGACACCUUAUCCCCACCGGUGUCACCACAAGAGAAAACAAUCCUUGUACUACUUCAAGUGGUCGCGGCGUACGCAUCACCUGUGGUAUUUUUCUUUAGCGCUACCUACGCUUACCUCGCGUUGCGGCGCUGCUCCCCUUCUUUAUUGCGUGAUCACCCUAUUGUCCUCUGGCGUAUCUCCGUCUUCUGUGUCUAUCCGACUGUUGUAUACAUUCUUGGGGCACUGGAGCGUUUCGUGGUUAUGCCAGUUUCCUUUUCCACCAGUGCCACCACUAACACCGCCAAUUAUCACGACGGCGGCAGUGAUGUGUGUAUGUGGCUCUCAGUGGUGGUGUCUUUUAUGUACCCUUUCACUGCAGUUGUGAAUGUCGUGCUUUUCGUCUAUACUGAGGAGUUGCUGCGUGGGAUCUUGGCUACUUGCUGUAGCCGCUGCGGCAACAGCAACGCAGAGGGUAACACGGAUCAUGACUCCUUCGACUGCAGUAGCAACGUGGCCCAGGACCGCGUCAUCUCGGACGGAGGUGACAGCAACAGCGUGAUUGCAACGACAGGGUUUUGCGGUGUUGUAAAGGCCAUUGCGUGCUCCACUGUAACGGGGCUUCCACCUGGUGCGGCGACGUACAUUUUUGCCUCCAGGCCCGUUGCGCUGGGGCCAAGCAGCCACCACAACAGAAGCGCCGCCAGUGGUCCCCUGUCGUCGUACCUGCAGCUGUCGACAUCUGCGCGCACUGGGGCAAGCAACAUCACCUCGAAUGCGCGUGUCGAUCAGCUUCCCACCAGCUCGCGUUGA
Trypanosoma grayi is the source of this 1845-nucleotide messenger RNA. RefSeq lists its product as hypothetical. The transcript has a single exon. Lineage: Eukaryota; Euglenozoa; Kinetoplastea; Trypanosomatida; Trypanosomatidae. The coding region runs from base 1 to 1845 and encodes 614 amino acids. The record is from RefSeq and is a predicted model, not a curated record.